UUUUUAAGAUUUCUUAAAAUAUUUUAUGCAUAUUGAUGAUUUCUGUUAAGUUCGCGAGAGUUAUCUUUCCUGCGGUAUUGUCAAAGUUAUACAGCAUCUUCAUAUAUGGACACAAAAUCAACGUCGUCGGAGGUAACCAAUGAAUUUAUUCCGCGGUAAAAUCUUGGGAGCGUCAUUUUAAUAGCGUGGGUUCUCACUUCUUUCAGGACGCCGAUAGCUAAGCAUUGAAAAUUUUCAAAGAGAUCUAUAAAGCGUUAUCGUCAUCAAGAAUAAGUAUGCCACCAAAAAGAACAAGCCAAGCUCGCGCAAAACCAUCAACUGUCUCAAAACAAAAGAAACGCAGGACAUCAAUGAACUUGGAAGUGGUGUCGCCAGCUUUAUCCCCCGAUGUACUGGAAACCAUCACAGCACAGGUGACCCAGCGGGUGACGGCCACAAUUAGAGACGAGUUGACAACGCUGAUAAACAACAUUAACAGCAACAGUGCUUCAAAUUCUCAGGGGAGUAUUAGUAUAAACCCUCUAGGGGCAUCUAACAACGAUGAUAAUGACGGGUUGGUAAGAGAAUCUAGAUAUCUGGACAACGCUAUUCAACACUCAGUUGAAGCGGUAGUUGUGGAUCACACUGAGAAAAUCGCUGGUAAAUCAGUUUUUACAACUGGCACCCUGGGCCGACAGCAAUCCAGUCAACAUACCUCCACUACCGCCAUUUCCAAAUUAAGAGGUGACAUACAAAGACUAUUGGAUGCGAGCCUUACUAAUUCUUCUUUAGCUUCGUACUCCCAUGCUUGGACAGUUUUUAAAGAUUUUGCCGAGAAAUACGAGUUAAUUAUUGAGUUUCCAGUGAAACAACACAUAUUGGUAUAUUAUGUUGCCUACCUAUUUUCAAAGGACUAUGCUGCAACAACUAUUUCUUCAUAUCUCUCGGCUAUUAGUUACAUCCAUAAGCUCAACAGUUUUGGGGAUCCAUGCUCGUCCUUUUUAAUACAAAAAUUGCUCUUAUCAACACGCAAACUUAAACCUUCACAAGAUGUUAGAAUACCUAUUACAAAAAAUAUUUUGCAUCAAAUUUGUGACUUUUUACCAGUUACAGUUUCCAAUGCAUUUGAAAAGGCCUUGUUUAAAGCAAUGUUUUUGUUGGCCUUUUAUGGAUUCUUGAGAGUUGGGGAAAUAACAUCAUGUCAAAAGGUAAUUAACAAAAAUUUAAUUCAGUUUAAUCAAAUUUCCAGGCAGCAAGAUCAUUUAAUUAUCAAAUUUGUUACAUAUAAACAUCACAUUGGCAAACCAUUUUUUCUCACUAUUCACUCUGCAAGUAACAAAAAGUAUUGUCCAGUUCAAUGCCUAGAAGACUACAUCAAGUUAAGAGGAGUACAAAAUGGGCCACUUUUUUGUUAUGUACCAAAUAUUCCAGUUUCCAGGGGUAAACUUUCGGCGGUAUUAAAAAACUGUCUAUCAUUUGCAAAGUUGGAUAUGACUCGCAUUACUAGCCAUUCUUUCCGGAUAGGCAUGGCGUCGCACUGUGCUGACAUUGCCAUGAGUGACAGCAAAAUCAGACUGUUAGGUCGAUGGAAAUCAGAUGCAUUCAAAAGUUAUUUUAGACCAGUUAAUCUAGUAUAGAGAGAGCAAAGACCGACUGUGAACUUAUGGAUAUACACGGUUAUUCAGGAACAUAUGUAUAUUUCUUGAUAACUUAUAAUGCGUUAAAAUAAUUUGAAAUAUAAGUUGUUAUUUUCAUGUCAAAGCUUUGAAAGGGCUGGACAUAUGUAUGUUCCUACCUAUGAUUACUAUAUAUUACAAGUAUUAGGUUACAUUGUACAUCUUUUUGGGUGGGGCAUAUGUAUAUCCUUACCCAUGCAUGAACAGUAUUUGAAUGUGUUUGCAUGUAUAUGGGACUAAGGUUUGUAAGGCAUAUGUAUAUCCUGGCAAAUAUUAGUCCAUUUUAAAGGUAUAGGAAUGCACUUUGCCACUUAAAAUUUUCUCCCUCCCUCCUUGGGGUCUGAACUUGAUUUAAAUAGAAUAAAUCAAGUACAUGGCGCUUUCAGACCACAAGGAUUAUGUUUUUCAUAAAUUAUCUAAUCAAUCACAUCAUUGAUUACAUCAGUAAUGGGAGUUAUGGAUUAUUUUAGUUGUAAAAUAUUAUGGGUAAAGAAUUAAAUAUUCAUAAUUUUAUGAUUAAUUUUAUGAACUUAUUAAUUAUUGUUAUAUAAUCAUCUAUUGUCAUUUUCCUGAUUAUUUCAAACCAAAUUUGGUUAACAAUAAAGUCACAAAAGUGGCAGAGUGCAACAUACCUAUGUGUUAUGUGAUGUUUUACUGUACAAAGAUGAAGGGCUCAGGUGGUUCAAUUUCGAGCGGAUAGAGGUUAAUUAUUUCAUGAGUGAGAAAUAAUGCUAUACGCAGUAAUGGUAUACUUUGAAAAUUAUCAAUUAUGGAUAAAUGAUUUUUAAGAUUUCUUAAAAUAUUUUAUGCAUAUUGAUGAUUUCUGUUAAGUUCGCGAGAGUUAUCUUUCCUGCGGUAUUGUCAAAGUUAUACAGCAUCUUCAUAUAUGGACACAAAAUCAACGUCGUCGGAGGUAACCAAUGAAUUUAUUCCGCGGUAAAAUCUUGGGAGCGUCAUUUUAAUAGCGUGGGUUCUCACUUCUUUCAGGACGCCGAUAGCUAAGCAUUGAAAAUUUUCAAAGAGAUCUAUAAACCACCUCCACCCCUCCACCUUCCUUUUUUAUGAACAUGUUUAUAAAAAAGAAAAAUUCUUGUGUAUUUUCUUUUUUCUUUAUUAAGCAUGGCGCUUUCAGACCACAAGGAUUAUGUUUUUCAUAAAUUAUCUAAUCAAUCACAUCAUUGAUUACAUCAGUAAUGGGAGUUAUGGAUUAUUUUAGUUGUAAAAUAUUAUGGGUAAAGAAUUAAAUAUUCAUAAUUUUAUGAUUAAUUUUAUGAACUUAUUAAUUAUUGUUAUAUAAUCAUCUAUUGUCAUUUUCCUGAUUAUUUCAAACCAAAUUUGGUUAACAAUAAAGUCACAAAAGUGGCAGAGUGCAACAUA
Molecule: messenger RNA, 3032 nt
Organism: Magallana angulata
Lineage: Eukaryota; Metazoa; Mollusca; Bivalvia; Ostreida; Ostreidae
Exons: 2
Coding region: 276-1616 (446 amino acids)
Biological process (GO): DNA integration; DNA recombination
Molecular function (GO): DNA binding
Source: RefSeq, a predicted model, not a curated record